AUGGAUCUCGUACAAUCAAGUCGGAAAUUGAUAUCGGAUAUGAUUCAGCUCGCCGGAUCCCAGAUGAAAUUGUUUCUUAUGGACGCGGAGACAACUCCCACCGUCUCGUGUGCAUUCGCCCAGUCCGAAGUGAUGCAAAAAGAAGUGUACAUAUUCGACAGAAUCGAAAACAAAACAUCCUCGGAGAACAUCAAAAACCUCAAAUGCAUUGUUUUCGUCCGCCCAACAGCCCAAAACAUUGAACGACUGGUCAAAGAGCUUCAAGACCCCAGAUUCAGCCAGUAUUACCUUUAUUUCACCAACACUAUCAACAAAUACGAUGUGAAACGGCUUGCGGAGUCCGACAAAAACGAAACUGUUCGAGAGGUCCAGGAGGUAUUUCUUGAUGGAAUUCCACUCCGAAAAGAUUUGUUCACUAUGAAUCUCAACCACAUUUUCGACUCAAGCUUCAAUGUCAAGGAGAAUGAAGCGGAAAGAAUUAAGAGUGGAAUCAUUGCUCUGUUGCUGCAACUGCGGAAAGCUCCGGCUGUCAGAUACCAGAAGACGUCCUCAAACUGCAAAAAGAUUGCCGAUGAAGUCGCGCAAUUCAUUCGCCGUGAGAACGGCCUCUUCGAAAACGCCAAAAGCGACACGACACUUCUGGUCAUCGAACGAUCUCAAGAUAUUGCAACACCUCUUCUAAACCAAUGGACUUACGAAGCAAUGAUUCAUGAGAUGCUCACUUUGACCAACAACCGUUGCACCUGCACUGACCAGAGCAUUGUGCUCAGUGAGCUGCAUGAUGACUUCUUCGCGAAGAACAUCAUUUCAAACUUUGGAGAAAUCGGUCAGAACAUCAAAGCGUUGAUCAGCGAGUUCCAAGAGAAAAAACACAUCAAUAAGAACUUGGAGUCGAUUCAAGACAUGAAGAAGUUUGUAGAAGACUAUCCACAAUUCAAGAAGAUUAGUGGUACAGUAUCCAAGCAUGUCACUUUGGUUGGAGAGCUCAGUAAUCUCAUCCAGAAGCAUAAUUUAUUGGAGAUCUCCGAGUGUGAGCAGACGAUCGUGUCAGAAGGAGAUCAGAACAAGUGCAUCAACAAGAUCCGUGCGCUCCUCAAGAAUCCAAAGACCAGAGAAGUGGACAUUCUUCGCCUUGUUCUGCUGUAUGCAAUCCGCUAUGAAGGGACUCAAAAUGAGCUGGAGAGUCUCUACCGGCAGUUGGGACCUCACCGUUCCAAAAUAGAACAAACGGUGAAGGCCUUACUCAGUUAUGGUGGAUCCCGACGAAGACCUGCAGAUCUAUUCGGAGGACAGUCUACAAUUGAUAUCACUAAACGAUUCAUCAAAGGACUGAAAGGUGUCGAGAACAUCUACACUCAACACUCUCCCUACCUCAAAACUAUUGUUGAAAUGUGCCAACGUGGAAGACUCGACAAUUAUCCGUUGCUAAGCAAUGAUUGCGAUCGCAUGGACAACAUCAUUCUGUUCAUUGUUGGAGGUGCUACUUAUGAGGAAGCGGCGUUUGUGAGAAGUCUCAACGAGCGGAGAGCGCAAGGUUUCGGAGGUCCAGCUGUGGUUCUUGCUGGAAAUUGUAUGCUGAAUACUAAAUCGUGA
Molecule: messenger RNA, 1593 nt
Organism: Caenorhabditis remanei
Lineage: Eukaryota; Metazoa; Nematoda; Chromadorea; Rhabditida; Rhabditidae
Exons: 10
Coding region: 1-1593 (530 amino acids)
Biological process (GO): intracellular protein transport; vesicle-mediated transport
Cellular component (GO): Golgi membrane
Source: RefSeq, a predicted model, not a curated record